AUGAAUCCACUCAUUUGGGCAUCAAUGUCAAAUCAUAUUGAAGUCGUUAAAUAUCUAAUCUCUAAUGGAGUUAAUAUAGAUGCAAGAGACAAAGGUGGAUCUACUGCACUCAUUCAAGCAGCUUUUAAUGAUAAUGUUGGCAUUGUUGAAUGUCUUAUCUCUGCUGGAGCAGAUAAAGAUGUAAGGAAUAUUAAAGGAGAAACUGCUCUAAGUUUAGCCUAUGGUCAAACGAAACAAUAUUUAAGAUCAAUUACUGGUAUUGAUGAUUAUUCAGAUUAUUCAUAUUAG
Molecule: messenger RNA, 288 nt
Organism: Trichomonas vaginalis G3
Lineage: Eukaryota; Parabasalia; Trichomonadida; Trichomonadidae
Product: protein ubiquitination
Exons: 1
Coding region: 1-288 (95 amino acids)
Molecular function (GO): protein binding
Source: RefSeq, a predicted model, not a curated record